CAGGGUUUCUCUUGUCACUCCGGACAUCUCUCCACUUUGAUUAUUGAUAUUAUAUUAAGUCCUGUACCUCCUCCUCCUCCUCCUCCGCCGCCGAAUAUGCUGCUCUCCUGCUCGUCCCCUCUCUCCUCCUCACGCUUCGACAUGCUUUCAUGCCUCGUCGUCCAUCAUCGCCAUGGCCGUGUCCGUUAAGAGCUUGAAUGGUGAUUCCAGCUUCCUCCUCACUUUCUCUCCUCCCGUUGCUCCAGUCGCCUCCUCUGAUUCGUAUCCCGGCUCUUUCACCGUCCUCGUCGACCCUUGGCUGACAGAGUCCACGCAAGUUUUUCAUCCCAAAUUCGCCUUGGUCCAUCACAAAACGAAGCCGUGUAUCGAAUCAUUGACCCAGCUGCCGCAUGAGCCCGACCUUAUCAUCGUCUCGCAGGACAAGCCAGACCACUGUAACCGCGACACUCUCUGCCAACUCCCGCGCGACCUCUCAUCGACUAUCGUUGCGACGCCGGCCGCGGCGAAGAAGAUAAAAUCAUGGCAGUAUUUCGACCCCAAUUGCAUCAUUGCCAUGGACAAGUACGAUGAGAGAGAUGCCGCGUCCGUCUGCAGAUUGGAGGUGCCUGCAUUCUCCCGGACAGGCCAUCCUGGCGAAGUCACUAUCGCCUGGAUGCCCGCGAAAUGGGACCUCACUGGUUCUCACCACGCCUUCGGAAUCACAUACCGCCCGCCCUAUAGUGUCUUAUCUGCUCCGGCUCUGUAUGUCAAUCUCCCGCCCACGCCUCCUGCCUCGCCCGCAUCGCUGCGGACUAUAUCAACGACGUCAUGCACGCUCUCACCCUCACCGACGAACAAUCGCGAGAAAACCCUAUCGGUGAUAUACUCGCCCCAUGGCGUGCCAUACGAUGUCAUCAAGCCGUACGCCUCCUCCCAUCUAGUGGAAGAAGCUGCCCUCCCCCUGAACCUGCUCAUUCAUGCAUUCGACCGUGUGGAGAAUCCGUGGUUUCUUGGCGGUAAUAUUGCACAUGGCUGUCCCGGAGGCGUGAACAUAGCGCGAAACCUUCUCUGCAAGACAUGGGUUGGCGCCCACGAUGCCGACAAGGACAAGUCGGGUAUCUCGGUCAAGACGGUCAGAAUCCACAAGUACAACCAGGACGAUGCGAGGAAGUUAUUGAGCAUCACCGACGGCGACGUCAGGUCCAAACCACCUCCAUUGCCUGAACUUAUCACACUGGGACCCGGCGCCGAGCACCGGAUUGUGAAUCGCUGAACCGCAAUGGUAUUACUGAUCUUCGUGAUCAGUCGACACAAAUUUUAUAUCCAUGCUAACGAAAUGUUGUGUGGACCGUAGU
Molecule: messenger RNA, 1334 nt
Organism: Pseudovirgaria hyperparasitica
Lineage: Eukaryota; Fungi; Ascomycota; Dothideomycetes; Acrospermales; Acrospermaceae
Exons: 1
Coding region: 173-1252 (359 amino acids)
Source: RefSeq, a predicted model, not a curated record